CUUACCGAAAAUGCAGUGCCUGAACCAGAAGCCGUUUACAUCAACUCGGUCGGCCAUCUCUGGGCCCCGCCGGGUGGUGAGGUGCAAUUCGCACUUGCGCCAUUCGGAGAGCGGUUUGAAGGUCGCGGCUGGAGCGACAGCUUUGUCUGCAUUAGCUACACCUGCUGCUCAUGCUGCUGAGAUUUUUAGUUCGGCGAACGGCCUGGAUGGCUCGCUCACGCUUGCGGUCGGGGGCGGAGUGGCAAUUGCCGGCUUGGGGGCACUUUUGGUUGCCACGGAUCCACAGAAGAGGCGCUCGGAACAAAUGGCGCAAACUGGCGGCGACGAGAAGGAAGCGGUGAAGAACUACUUCAACACAGCGGGUUACGAGCGGUGGCGGAAGAUUUACGGCGAGACGAGCGAGGUGAACAAGGUGCAGCUGGACAUCCGCACGGGCCACGCUCAGACGGUGGACAAGGUGCUGCGCUGGGUGGACGAGGAGGGCAGCAUGGAGGGCCUUACGGUGUGCGAUGCAGGCUGCGGGACAGGCAGCCUCGCCAUCCCGCUGGCUCUGCGCGGCGCACUGGUGUCCGCCAGCGACAUCAGCGGCGCCAUGGCGGGCGAGGCGGAGCGGCGCUACCAGGAGGCGGUGGUGCACACCGGCGCCAAGCGGCCCAAGGUGGCGCCCAAGUUUGAGGCAAUGGACCUGGAGUCCAUCCAAGGCAAGUACAACACGGUGUGCUGCCUGGACGUCAUGAUCCACUACCCGCAGGACAAGGUGGACGCCAUGAUCACCCACCUGGCGUCACUGGCAGAUAAGCGCCUCAUCAUCUCCUUCGCACCCAAGACGCUGUCCUACAGCAUACUGAAGCGCAUUGGAGAGCUGUUCCCAGGGCCAAGCAAGGCAACACGGGCGUACCUACACCGUGAGGAGGAUGUGGAGGCCGCGCUUCAGCGCGCAGGUUUCAAGGUCGUUAAGCGGGAAAUGACGGCUACGAGCUUCUACUUCUCCCGCCUGCUCGAGGCGGUGCGCGUGUAGAAGGCAACCACCAGCGGUCAGCCAUGAAGGCUUGGGUGCCUGUUGUGCGGUUCUGUAACAUUAAUGCUGACGAAUGCCGAUCCUGUCAGUUUCUUCUCCAGUAGUGGUGGUGGUGGCAUAGGAGUGCAAGUCACGAAGGCAGGUCAAACACUGGGUGACGUACGCUGUACCGACACCGUAGAAACCAGCUACGUUGCCAAAUCCUAUGUAAAAAUGCCGAUGCUGGGUGGAUAUACUUGCAUAAUUGCUGUGCUUUUGCUAACGGCAUGUACUGUCAGCAGAUUUCGGAUUUUCCAAAUGUUACUAAGCUGUAACUGUUCCUGAGACGGUGAGCUUGUUCCGCACAUUCAUGUUUAGCAACUAAUAGCAGUCGCGAUUGCAUGACCAUAGUUCAGCGUAAUGGUGUUUACAGGUGAAUAGGAAGAGUCAAAGGUACACGCAAGCGGUCACGCCAAACCACUGUGUUCCCCUGGAUCAAUUUGCCAAGCGCCAGCUACAACACCCCGCCGCAUCACCCAGGGCUUGCGGACGGUCACUGCUGAGAAUGAAAGCGAAGCAACAGAACCUCUUCCUACCCUUCUCCCUUGACCACCAGAAGCAAAGCAUUGCCAACGACAGCGCGAUCUUCGCCCAUCGACUGGAUCAGAGCACGACAGGAUCUGACCAUGCGGCAACGCCUCAGCCCUGCCCAAGCCGUACACGUUUGUACGCAACGAUGCUGCUGCGACUACAUGCCCAGCGAGGGCCGCGGCAUAGGCGGCCUACUUGUGGGUCACGGUCACCACCUUGCCGAGCAUGACGGCGGUGUUGCCGUCCAGGAAGGCAAUGCGGGACAGACCCUCGCAGUUCUUGAACGAGUCCACAAUCAGGGGCUGGGUGGGCUCGAAGACGACCUGGGCCAUCUCGUUAGCCUUCAGGCCAACGGGGGCCUCCAUCUUCUUGCCGCCAGUCUCCUUGCCGACCUUCCAGUCGAUGUUGGAGAUGCGGCAGGCGGAGCGGCCGCAGCGCACGAAGCCGAUGGGGGAGUAGCCCUUCUUGACCUCGCCGGGGAUAUCCAGGGUCUGGAUCUGGGCGGUGAAGUCCUUGACGAUCUUCAGGGAAGCGUCGGACUUCAGGAUCAUCACAUCGCCGGUGCGGGGCAUGUUGCCCUUGUCCAGACC
This is a messenger RNA of Astrephomene gubernaculifera, 2178 nucleotides long. The record is from the annotation of a GenBank genome assembly. NCBI's taxonomy places the organism in Eukaryota, Viridiplantae, Chlorophyta, Chlorophyceae, Chlamydomonadales, Astrephomenaceae.